Symsagittifera roscoffensis is the source of this 2805-nucleotide messenger RNA. RefSeq names its product WD repeat-containing protein 36-like. Lineage: Eukaryota; Metazoa; Xenacoelomorpha; Acoela; Convolutidae. Gene Ontology annotation, biological process: rRNA processing. Gene Ontology annotation, cellular component: Pwp2p-containing subcomplex of 90S preribosome; small-subunit processome. The record is from RefSeq and is a predicted model, not a curated record. The coding region runs from base 10 to 2739 and encodes 909 amino acids. Gene Ontology annotation, molecular function: protein binding. The transcript has 6 exons.
AUUUAUGUUAUGUUGACGAGCAAAAGCAGAAUUUUCCAACAUGUUCAUACCGUGGCCAGCUUCUGCAACGAAGUCUCGGCCCGGGUCAAAUACGACACGAAUUUAAACACAGUCCACGUGAUCACAGCGACUGCAAACCAAUACAACGUAUUCUCACUAUCGAAGCUUGCAAAGCUAUACGUUAGUGAUCUUCUUCCAGAGAAGAUUUCAUUCAUUGCUGCUCAUGAGUUUUGCAUAGCUUGUGUUUGCGACAGGAAAGUGCACGUUUGUGUUCGUGGAAACGUUUGCGCCUCUUACGAGCAGCAUGACGGUAAAAUUCUAGGCGCGCUGUUUGUUGGUGACUAUAUUGUUUCAUGGGACACCCAAAACGCGCUGCAUGUUUAUCAUAAAGUAUCUUGCGACUCGGUGAUCCGACUUGACCUUGAAAAGCGAAGUCAAAUUUCGCAAAUUAUUCACCCGAAAACGUACAUGAAUAAAGUUAUGAUCGGUUUUCAGUCUGGAAAAUUGCAGCUGUGGAAUAUUAAAAGUGGAAAAGUGGUUCAUGAGUUUACGUCUGUUUCAUCUUUGGAGUCUGAGUUAACCUGUUUGCUCCAGAGUCCGGUAGUGGACGUUGCAUGUGCCGGUUAUACAUGUGGAACUAUUUUGCUGCUGAAUUUGAAGACUGAUAAAGUCAUACUAAAGCUAAACCAGAACAACUCAAAAGUGACAGCUUUAUCGUUUCGACUUGAUGACUCACCUAUACUUGUAUGCGCAACCGCCGACGGUUGCAUCGGGUCCUGGAACCUCAAUGAGAAAUCACUCCAAUCAGUGGUCCGCGAUGCUUGCGAAUCAAAUCAUCCAAUCACAGGCCUCGAAUGCAUCCAAUCACAGAACCUUAUGAUGACGUCAUCGAGUGCGAAUAGUUUGAAGUUGUGGAUAUUUGACUCCAAAGACGGAUCCAGUCCCCCUAGAGUUUUAAUUGAGAGGGUUGGUCAUGCACAGGGAGAUAUUAGUAGGCUGAGGAUGUAUGAUAAUUCGUCUGGUUUGGGGUUCAUGUUGACUGCUGGUCAAGACGGAAGCGUGAAGAAACUAUCGUUGGAACACGAAAGACACAGCCGUAAUUUGGGACAGUCGAGAACAUCCACUGGCAAGAAAAAACCCAACUCGUCUCUUGACUCCUCGCGCGACCUCUUCCUUGGUCCCAUCACAGACUUGUGCUGCGAGGUGAGGAGGGAGUCGGACUGGGAUUCGGCCGUUUCUGUACAUUUGAACAGUGACGUGGUCUGCUCCUGGAACGUGUACAAGAGUACGAUUGGGAAACAUAGAUUGAUGCCGACUAGAGAACAGAAGGAUAGAAUGCAUACGAUGGUGGCAACUUGCCUUGACUUGUCAUCCUGUGGAAAUUUCUGCGUUGUUGGCUACAGUGACGGAAGCGUAAACAAAUUCAACGUCCAAAGUGGAGACCUGAGAGCUUCCAAGCAGAUAACCGAUGAUAAAUCAAAUGUAGAAACUGAAACUUCUUCUUGUGUGGGAAUCGCAAUUGACAAGUUGAACACAAAACUUGUCGUAGCUCAAAUGAGUUGUAUCACUUUUCACGAAUUUGAGAAACUAAAGCAAUUGGGCUCUAAACUGACACUAUCUGAAGAUAUUGAGUCGAUACGACUUCAUCGUGAAAGUUGUCUGAUGGCAGCUGCUUUGACCGAUUUUUCUAUCGAAAUAGUCGAUUAUGUUGAGCAAAGCUCAGUCCGACAUUUUGAACACUCGCUAUUAUCAAUCCACAUUGCAAGAAUAUUAGACAUGGUGUUUUCCCCAGACUCGAGGUGGUUGGUAUCUUGCUCGUUGGAUUACACGAUCAGAGUGUGGAAUAUUCCGACAUGCUCUUUAAUUGACUGUUUUGCAACUGAGAAUCCGCCUGUUUCUUUGGAUUUUUCACCAACUGCGGAUGUUCUGUGCGUCGCGUUUUUAGAAUCAAUUGGUGUUGCCGUCCUGUCAAACGUGUCUCUUUACCAACCUGUGGAUUUGACCCCUCUUCAGAAAACAUUUAGCCCGUUCACUAUAGAUCUGGACGAAACAGAAAGUUCUGAAAAUGAAACAGUUCUAGCAGACUCAUUCAAGUCGCCUGAAUUGUUAUCAGAAUUAGCAUCGUUGUCACUCAACCCAGAAGGAACCUCAAAAUGGCUCACAGUUCUGAAACACGAUACGAUUAAAGAAAGAAAUAAAGCAAAAGCACCCCCGAAAGUGUUGAAAGCAGCGCCCUUUUUCAUCCCGACCGUUGCAGGUUUGGAGUUUCAACUUGAUACGAGUGAAGUGAAAAAGUUAUUGAAGCAUGAAAAGAAAACAGAUAUAGUCGCGAAGGUAUUAAACGAAGACUCUUCUGUAUUGGUUCAGAUGAUGAAAAGAAAUGAUGGCGAUGUCAAGGCCAAGGAUAUAAUUGGAUUCUUAGAAGCAAAAUCUGCAGCUGCUAUCAACUUCGAAAUCUAUUCUCUCUCAGAAUCACAGGGAGGUUCAACUGAGAUGAUCAAAUUAUUCAUUCAGCAUUUGACUAAAUCAUUUCGCGCUGGCGUGUCACUUGAUGGAUGCAGAGCAAUGUUGCAGUUAGUUCUGAAACUCCAUGGUCCGAUUAUUCAGCAGAACCAAGAAAUUUUUCAAUAUGUUUUGGAAGAAUUAAGAAGUUGCCAUUUAGAGAGUUGGGGGAAAAUAAGCCAUGAUUUUCAACUAACUGUCGCUGUUGCUUCCUUUAUUAGAUCUCCAAUUGUGUGAUUCUAUGAUGCAUUGUUUUCUGUAAAAAGAGGAUUUGUUCCUAUGGAAAUAAAAAGUUUGAAGCUA